Messenger RNA from Leptosia nina, 672 nucleotides. Lineage: Eukaryota; Metazoa; Arthropoda; Insecta; Lepidoptera; Pieridae. The record is from the annotation of a GenBank genome assembly.
AUGUCUGCAAUAAACGUGGCACCAAUUACAGCUACGGACAGUUUAUCACAAGCUUUAAAGGCUAAUAUUAUCCCAAAUCAAGAAUAUUUAUUACAGGGAUCGGUCCUAGAUUCUGCUGUAGAAGUUCUACUGCAUCGUCUUAGAGGCCUUUGCGACAAUGUAGAUGCUGGGCCAGAAACCUUUGACGACCAAGAAGUCUGUUUUAGCUUACGGGAUCCAAAUCAACAGGCAGCCCCACUUAUGUUACGAGUAAGGAAAGCAUUAGACGCCCGUGAUAUGCCUUAUCAACUUAGGUACAUUGGACAACCAGAUUUAGGUGAUAAAAACAGGCCCACAGUUGUAAGAUCUAGCCUUGAUAUUGCCUGCAGUGGAAUGCUUAUAGAAUUCCUGAAUGAACUGGGCUGUAGGAUUGAAUUUGAAUAUAGUGUUAAAGGCUAUAUGUUCAGGAAAGGACGCAUGAAGAUUACUGUUGCAAAGGUAUUUAAGAUAUCACAAAGCUCUAUGCCGCCAGAACCAAUAUCGCAGAGCUACCUUGUUGAACUAUCGGUUCUCGCACCCCAAGGUCAAGAUGCAAUUGGUGAAGAUAUGCGGGCGUUUGCAGAUCAACUACGGCCAUUAGUUCAACUUGACAAAAUUGAUUACAAGAGACUCGGACAUAUGGCAGUUACAUAA